AUGUCCUUGUCCAUGUUCUCCUCGCUCUUCUUCUUUCUUCUAGCGUUAUCGACCUGCCAUGCUCACAAAGAAGCCACGAUAAACGAACUCAGGGUCGCGUUUAACCAGAACCGAGUCAACUCGAGGCAACUCGUUGAGUUUUAUCUUGGUGAGAUCAAGAAACUCAACCCAAUUCUAAAAGGGGUUAUUGAAGUGAACCCGGAUGCACUGUACGAAGCCGAUCGAGCCGACCGUGAACGGGCGGCUAAGGUCCCUCGGUCGACGGUCGGUUUGCAAGGCAUUCCCGUGCUUCUGAAGGACAUUAUCGCGACAAAAGAUAAACUUAACACCACGAGUGGUUCGUUUGCGUUGCUUGGGUCGGUCGUGCCUCGGGAUGCCGGGGUAGUUUCAAGGUUACGAAAAGCCGGUGCUAUUAUAUUAGGAAAGGCGAGCAUGAGCGAGUGGUCUGAUUUUCGAUCGUUGAGUGCACCAAAUGGUUGGAGUCCGAGGGGUGGACAAGGAAAGAAUCCUUAUGUUCUAUCGGCAAGUCCGUGUGGUUCAAGUAGCGGACCGGCAAUAUCCGUGGCGGCCAAUUUGGCGGCAGUGUCGAUAGGAACCGAGACAGACGGCUCUAUCUUAUGUCCCGCUGGGUUUAACUCAGUAGUUGGGAUCAAACCCACGGUCGGUCUCACUAGCCGAGCUGGGGUCGUUCCGAUUUCUCCGUCAAGGGACACCGUCGGGCCAAUAUGCAGGACGGUAUCAGAUGCUGUUUACGUUCUAGAGACAAUAGCGGGAUUCGAUUACAACGAUGGCGAGGCAACUCAAAGGGCGUCACAAUAUAUCCCGAAUGGUGGAUACGCUCAAUUCCUAAAGCUUGAUGGGAUCAAAGGGAAGCGGAUUGGUGUCGUGAGAAACCAGUUCUUCGUGUUCGCUAACGGAUCGAACCUACGUCAAAUUUUCGAAAGCCAUUUGCAAACACUAAGGCAAAAAGGUGCAAUCUUGAUCGAUAAUUUGGAGAUCCCUGGCCUCGACACCAUAUUUAACGCCACCGCAAGCGGCGAAGCGGUAGCUACGAUAGCCGAAUUCAAGAUCGCGAUAAACGCUUACUUGAAAGCACUUGUCACUUCUCCGGUUCGUUCAUUGGCGGAGAUAAUAGCCUUCAAUCAGAAGUUUUCCGAUUUGGAAAAGCUUGCGAAUUUCGGGCAAGAUAUAUUCUUGGCAGCCGAAGCGACAAAUGGGAUCGGAGAUUUAGAGAAGGCAGCUAUAGCAAACAUGGCUAAGCUAACGAGAGACGGAUACGAGAAGAUGAUGGCGGAGAACCACCUAGACGCGGUGGUGACACCUGGCCCUAAUAUUUCUCUGGUGUUGGCCAUCGGUGGUUUUCCGGGGAUCAGUGUUCCGGCUGCGUACGACAACAAGGGUGUUCCGGUUGGUAUUUGUUUUAGUGGAUUGAAAGGAUCUGAGCCUACAUUGAUCGAAAUCGGUUACGGAUUCGAACAAGCAACAAAGGUCAGAAAGCUUCCCGCAUUUCUACCUUGA
Cynara cardunculus var. scolymus (artichoke) is the source of this 1518-nucleotide messenger RNA. Its product is annotated as probable amidase At4g34880. Bases 1 to 1518 code for a protein of 505 amino acids. The transcript is spliced from 5 exons. Lineage: Eukaryota; Viridiplantae; Streptophyta; Magnoliopsida; Asterales; Asteraceae. The record is from RefSeq and is a predicted model, not a curated record.